This is a messenger RNA of Engraulis encrasicolus (European anchovy), 1242 nucleotides long. Its product is annotated as hemicentin-2-like. The record is from RefSeq and is a predicted model, not a curated record. Gene Ontology annotation, molecular function: integrin binding. Gene Ontology annotation, biological process: cell adhesion. The coding region runs from base 155 to 1063 and encodes 302 amino acids. The transcript is spliced from 4 exons. Lineage: Eukaryota; Metazoa; Chordata; Actinopteri; Clupeiformes; Engraulidae.
GGGCCUUCAGCCGAGCGCUGAGAUGAGAACGAAGGUCCCGGGAAGGGGGUCUUUUGUUAGCCAGAGUCCAUGACGUUGCCAAGCAGUUGCCAAGUCGGAAUUCCGCUCCCUUUCAACACGAAUCAGAGCAGAGCAGGGCGAAAUCUCAAUCAAGAUGGAGAGAAACACGUUGGGAUGUUUCUUUGUAGUCUGCAUAUUCUACACAGCUCUCGCAGGUGAUAGUUGCUCUCUGGAGCUGCGGCCCUCCAGGGUCGUGGUCGCCUUCGGGGAGACCGUGACGGUCAGCUGCGUGGCCUCCCGGCCGGUGCGGGUGCUGGGCUGGGAGUCAGCCGUCGGAGCCACACACACACUGAACGACCAGGCGGUGCAGUGGAAAGUGGACAGCCUGAUCGACUGGAUUGAGGAGCCCAUCUGCUAUGGAGUAUUUUUCACCGCGCCCAGACAGUGUGAGGAGAAACUGAACCUCGUCCUUUACAAAAGCCCAGACACCGUCUCCAUCAGUCUCAAUCACACCGGCACUAUGGUGGAGGGGAAGGAGUAUCAGUUGGUGUGUGAGGUACAGAACAUAGCGCCGGUACAGUACCUCACCCUGAGGUGGUACAGGGGCGAGAGGGAGGUGUACAACCACUCCUUCUCCGACCUGACGCCCACCACACCAGUACAAGUAUCCUCCUCUCUCCUCAUCACCCCGUCCGUCGCUGACCACGGGGUCCAGUAUAAGUGCAUGGCUGAGCUGGACCUGGGGAUAGACGGGCCACAGCCUACCCCGCGAGUGACCUCUCAGCCCCUGGACAUCGCUGUCCAAUAUGCUCCUUUGUUCUCCAGCGCGGCGGAUGAGAGCCUGGAGCUGAGCAAAGGAGAGGAGGCGACUCUGAACUGCACGGCCACAGGCAACCCCCCGCCCACCUACACCUGGAGCACCACGGCCCUCCUCCCCCUGGAGAAGACAGAGGACCUCCCCGUGCUCACCUCCACCUCCCUGAGGCCUGGCACCUACACAUGCACGGCCUCCAACAUCCUGGGAAAGAGGAGCAAGCAGUUUGUCAUCAAGCCCCGAGCUUAGGGGGGCAGGCAGCCAUGGCUGGACUGGAAGAGGAUAGCCCUGUCUCCACAAAAGGGGUUCCACGCGCUUCUGUUUUUUUUUCAUCUGGUGCAUCAACGGGAGGGAGACAGGUAAUCUUGAACGAAGAGAAGACACCGGAGCAGCACAGAUGGGAUGCUUUUCUUUUUAAUUCAAGUGCA